Messenger RNA from Astyanax mexicanus (Mexican tetra), 5927 nucleotides. RefSeq names its product MET proto-oncogene, receptor tyrosine kinase (gene met). Lineage: Eukaryota; Metazoa; Chordata; Actinopteri; Characiformes; Acestrorhamphidae. Bases 311 to 4447 code for a protein of 1378 amino acids. The record is from RefSeq and is a predicted model, not a curated record. Gene Ontology annotation, cellular component: membrane; signaling receptor complex. The transcript has 21 exons. Gene Ontology annotation, molecular function: transmembrane receptor protein tyrosine kinase activity; protein binding; ATP binding. Gene Ontology annotation, biological process: cell surface receptor protein tyrosine kinase signaling pathway; multicellular organism development; nervous system development.
CGCGCGCGCUCGUUCACCUGAAGCCUGUGUGUUAUUGAGUGAGUGAGUGUGUGUGAGAGAGCAGCACAGCCGCAGCCUGAGGGACAGAACUUACCCAUCAGCUCAGCGGGUAAAGAGUACCAACACCGAACCGAGCUCCUUCACUUCACCCACCACAGAGUUCACUGAGCUCCUGAGAGGAAACCUGCUCCACGAGGAUACAGAGAGACUCUGAGAGAGAGAGAGAGAGAGAGAGAGAGAGAGUUGGCGGCUGAGCGCAGCACGAGGCUGAAAGAUGUGAGAGUUUCUGGACGCGUUUCUAUCAGUAAAAAUGAGAACUACAUUUCCUUGCACCAUUUGCGUACUCAUUUUUCUCCAAACGUCGUGGAGGAGCAUAGAUGGACAAUGCAAGGAGCCAAGAGAAAUCUCCAAACUCAAUCUUUCUGUGACUUAUGACCUCCCUCACUUUGUAUCAGAUACACCUGUCCAGAAAGUUCUCGUAUUCAAUGGAAGUGUUUAUGCUGGAGCGACCAACAAACUCUAUGCAUUAUCAGGAGACCUCAAGAAGAUGUUUGAGUAUAAAACUGGGCCCGUUCAUGAGGGUCCACGAUGCAAUGCUUGCAAAGGUUGCAGAAACAACCCCCCAAAUGCUAACAACACCAACAUGGCUCUGGUGAUGGAGACCUACUACGACCCUGAGCUCUUCAGCUGUGGCACGGUGGGAAACGGAGUGUGCACACGCCACUUGCUGGAAGAUGGACAGCUUGACGUUGAUGUCAACUGUAUGCGAUCACAUAAUGAUGACGGAAGUCACUGUAUUGCUGGCCCUGCAGGAACCCAGAUUGUCAAUGUAGAAGUUGGAGGCGUUGUAAGGUUCUUCGUUGCUAAUUCAGAACCUCUCGAGUCUGCUCCAGUUUCUUCUCCCUGUCUUCACCACACAAUCUCUGUACGAAAGAUGUGGGAGACCCAGGACAGAUUUGAGUUUGUCUCUAAGCAGUCCUACAUGGAUCUAGCUCCUGGACUGCGUGGUACCUAUCCCCUGAAGUAUGUUUAUUCCUUCCAGAGUGGCCCAUAUGUUUACUUUCUCACUGUUCAGCGAGAGAGCAGCAGUUCCAAGGCCUUCCACACCCGAAUUGUUCGCAUGUGCUCAUCUGAUCUGGAGCUCCAGCACUAUGUGGAGAUGCCCUUUGAGUGCAUCUACUCAGAAAAAGGCAGAAGGAAGCGGUCGACUCAGAUGGUCUUCAACGUGCUUCAGGCAGCGCAUGUAGCUAAAGCUGGCAGGGACCUGUCUAGAGAGACAGACCUGAAUGAAGGAGAAGAUGUGCUGUUUGCUGCUUUUGCUCGCAGCAAGCCUGACUCUCCUGAACCCACAGCCAGCUCUACAGUGUGUGUGAUCUCUGUCGCUAAAAUCAAUGACUUCUUCCGGGAGUUCAUGAAGCAGGGCCACACUAAGCCUCUCUACCACUUAUCUGGCUCGGAUCUGAAACCGUACAAUCAGAGCUCCUUUGGCGAUUCGUUUGGCUGUGGGAAACACGAGAAGGGCUACAGACUUGAGGUCACCAGAACUCACCCGCGUAAAGACUGGUUCAACGGGCGCUUUCGUAACAUCCUCAUCACCUCCAUCGCCGUGGUGCCCAUGAAGGACCACACAGUGGCUACACUGGGGACUGCAGAUGGGAGGGUCAUCCAGGUGGUGGUUUCCCGUUUUGGCAACACAGAGCCGCAUGUGGAUUUCCUCUUAGACACUCUCCCUGUGUCCUCAGAGGUAGCCCUGCUGUCUCCACAGCGACCAGAUGCCUCCAUACUGCUGGUCACAGGAAACAAGGUGUCUAAAGUGCCUGUGAUUGGGCCUGGCUGUGAGCAGUUGUGGAACUGCAGCUCAUGUCUCCUGGCUCCAUCCUUCAUGGGCUGUGGAUGGUGCAGGAACAUAAACCUUUGCACCCGAUCACCUCAGUGCAAUGACUCAAGACUUUGGAGCCAAGACUCCUGCCCCAUCCUUAUUACCGAGAUCUUUCCAGCCACCGCUCCACUGAGGGGCAACACCAACAUCACAAUCUGUGGAAAAAACUUUGGUUUCAGUAAGAAAGAUCGAUUCGAUGGAAAACUGGUUGAGGUUGAAGUGGCUGGAGUAAAGUGCAGGCUGGCCAGGAAGGACAGUAGCAAUCAUCGGUUGGUUUGCAGCUUGGAUCAUGUGAACGUGUCCAAUUCUGACCACUUGGUGAAAGUACGCAGUGGUAAGGAACAGGAACAGAUCAAGGCCUUCUCAUUCGUGAACCCAGUUAUUACAAGAAUCUUCCCUGAGUUUGGGCCCAAAUCUGGAGGAACCAAAUUAACAGUCAACGGUGUGUAUCUGAACAGUGGGAGCUUGCAGAAGGUCACAAUUGGAAGUGCCACAUGUGAAGUUCAGAGUGUAUCAUCCAACGUGCUGACGUGCCAGACUCCAGCACAAAAUGUGCCCUCACAGCACAAAGUGCAGCUACAUAUUGAUGGAGUGAUAAGGGAAGCUCCUGCCAACUACACCUACAAUGAAGAUCCACUCAUCCACAGUGUCCAGCCCACACGUUCCUUUAUCAGCGGAGGCAGCACAGUGAUCGCGUCUGGUGUCUACCUACACUCAGCCAUGCAGCCUCAGAUGGUCCUCAGUGGGCCUCCCUUUACCAAGGAUAAAGAGGUUCAUGUGACCUGUACGCAGGAUGAAGACAAGCUGACCAUCAUCUGCAUCUCUCCCUCAAUGAAAGGUCUAAACAUUCGCCCCCCGGUCGCCACCAAAAUGAAGUUCAUUCUUGACGGCUUCUCAACGCGGGAGUACGACUUGACCUACGUGGAGGACCCCAAGUUUGAGGAGUUUCAGAAGCCCACUCUGACGCCAAGAGGCAGUAAAAGCGUGCUGGAGAUCAAGGUUCCUCGUGUGGACGUGGAGGCAGUGAAGGGAGAGGUGUUGCGAGUGUCUAACCGCUCGUGUGUGAGUGUGACUUUGGUGGGAAACACUUUGGAGUGCACCGUACCCCCUGAGCUCCAGACUGCCACCAAAGAGCUGGAGGUGGAGUGGAUGCAGGCUACCUCCUCAGUGAUUCUGGGGCGUGUAGUUCUGGCGCAGGAGCAGGACUACAAGCCGCUGAUCAUUGGCGUGGUGUGCGUGUCCAUCCUGCUGAUGAUGAUGCUUGCACUCUUCGCCUGGAUCAGGAGGAAGAAGCACAUUGAUGAUUUAGCUGAGGGGAUGGUUUGGUAUGACGGCCGCGCUCACAUUCCGCACUUGGACAUGCUGGCAAACGCAAGGAGUGUGAGUCCCACUAAUGAAAUGGUGUCUCACGAGUCUCUGGACUAUAGAACCACUUUGCUUGAGGACCAGAGCCUGCCGAUGUCCCCAAGCGAGUCCUGUCGGCCUCCUCCGUACACUCACGCACACGUGGACCUGUCCCCCAUGCUUGGGGCUGCAGAAGGAGACCUGGCCUCCCCGCUGCUCCCUGUUUCUGCUCCUGUAGACUUAAGCAGCCUCCACCCCGAGCUGCUGAAGGAGGUGCAGCACGUGGUCAUCGCCAGAGAGGACCUGCUACUACACAUCAGCGAGAUCAUUGGACGAGGGCACUUUGGCUGUGUGUUUCAUGGGACUCUGUUAGAACCAGACGGGCAGAAGCAGCACUGUGCAGUCAAGUCACUAAACCGAAUAACAGAUAUAGAGGAGGUUUCUCAGUUCCUAAAGGAGGGAAUCAUCAUGAAGGACUUCAGCCACCCCAACGUUCUUUCCCUGCUGGGGAUCUGUCUGCCCAGUGAAGGAUCCCCUCUAGUGGUGCUGCCUUACAUGAAGCACGGAGACCUUCGCAACUUCAUCAGGGACGAAACACACAACCCCACAGUGAAGGACCUCAUGGGUUUCGGCCUGCAGGUGGCCAAAGGCAUGGAGUAUCUCGCCAGCAAGAAGUUUGUGCACAGAGACUUGGCUGCCAGAAACUGCAUGCUGGAUGAGAGCUACACAGUGAAAGUGGCGGAUUUUGGCCUGGCCAGAGACGUGUAUGAUAAAGAAUACUACAGCGUGCACAACAAGAGCGGAGUCAAGCUGCCUGUUAAAUGGAUGGCCUUAGAGAGUCUACAGACCCACAAAUUCACCACCAAGUCUGAUGUUUGGUCAUUUGGGGUGUUGCUGUGGGAACUCAUGACACGAGGUGCCCCGCCCUACUCUGAUGUCAAUUCGUUUGACAUCACAGUCUUUCUCCUGCAAGGCCGUAGACUUCUGCAGCCAGAGUUCUGCCCGGAUGCCCUCUACAACGUGAUGAUCGAGUGUUGGCACCCCAAACCUGAGCGACGGCCCACCUUCUCAGAGCUUGUCUCGCGCAUUUCAGCCAUUUUCUCCAGCUUCAGUGGAGAGCACUACAUCCUCCUGAACACCACCUAUGUCAACAUCGACAAAAUGACGCCCUACCCCUCUCUCAUAUCCUCUCAGAGCCAGCUGGACCGGGACUGCUGCACCUGAGAGACAGAGAGAGAGAGCGAAAGAGAGAGAGAGAAAGGGGCAAACAGGGCAGGACCCAAAACCAGUGCGAAAGAGAGCAAGGCUGUGUGUGUUUGCUAAAAAAAAUCUGUUGCAUAAGACUGACAGACACUGGACUGUGAACCAGGGACCAUUUGCACUCUAUGGAGCAAAAGCUGCCCAAGGCCACUGCGGAACACUGUAAAGGGAAGCUGAUUGUCUUUAUCACUGUAGAUAGAGUACAGCCUUCUGAAGUUAGUCCUGUGGACGGAGCAGGGCUGCUGAUAUGAGCCUCUGAGUGCAGCAGUCCAGACCCAGGCGCUGACAGACAUGGAUUGGACUGGACUGAUGACUGUAGGAGCUCUCACACAGCUCACACUGAUAGGAGAGGAGAGCACAGACCAAAACCACUAAACCCACCAAACCCACUCCCACUGUGACAUCACAAGGCUGUGAAAAGGGGCUAAAAGCCUUAUUGUUUUAGAAACAUACGUGAACCACUUCAUUAGGGUGAGUGGUUCAUGAAAUCUUUCAAGGGCAUUGACCAAAUUUCUACUGACGUGGAGUCCAACAGAUCAAGUUCAGAGUCAAAAUGCUGAUCCAGGAUCAGGUUUUGCCUCUUAUAUCCUACUGUAUUAUUAUCUCAUUGAAGGAGAUGGUCUUAUUUUGUGACAAAUAAGAAAAAAGAAAAAGAUCUCUUGCUUCGUUCUUCUCCCUUCUUCCACUGUGGUGGUUUGUGCUGCUGAGUGUUUGUUUUGUUACUGGUUUAAUCUGUGAGGAUAAACAGUGCUCUGGGACGCUGUGCCACCAACUCUAGUGUCAGACCGACCCAGGAUACUGUCUGCAGAACACUGGAUGAUGUGUUACACGUGACGAUGAUUCUACGAAUGUUCUUCCAACCACUAUAUCUUUUUAUGUUCCAUUUGAUUUGAUGUGUCUGGAUUUUUAUAUGUGCUCUCUUUCAGCUGAUUUAUGCAUCAAUUGAACGGUCAGUGGCUUGGAUAGAGUUGAAAGAGUUUCUGAAGUAUUGCAUUAUGUGCUUUUGUUUGUAUAAAGUCAUCACUAAAUGGCAUUUUGAAGUCAAUCCGUUUUGCAUAUUCGCAAGGUAGCAGAGAUGACAAUGAAUGUGAGUUGGCUUGUAUGUGAAAGAUCAACUGAGGGAUUGUAAAUAAUGUUUCUCUAGUCCGAUCCUGCUGUAUAUAUAUAUCUAUAUAUAUAUAUCUAUAUAUAGUCUGGUUUCUGGUACCAUUCAAAUACAUGUGUUACAAAAGCAACAAUGGUCUUGUUUAAAUACCCACUCUGGCACUGUUUAUUCCUGUCUAGAAGGACAGACAACAACAGAAUACUCUUCUGAGGUCACCUGUAAUUAACAUGGUACAAAUAAUACUUCUGUUUUUCUUGUAACCGGGUUAAAUAAAGCUCUGUCAUCAGGUUGUCUGUGCAGAAUAAAUGGAAAUAGAAAAUUAAACAAGUUUUUUAGGAA